UAAUUAUUAGAUCUAGUCUGAGUCGGGACGUUUCUUUUUCUAGGACUGGCCAUAUUUCAGUUGAGUCGAGGUGUAGAUCUACAGGUCCACAAAGAUGGACAUAAUUAAGCGUGUCGAUAAGCACCGCAUCGUUGCAGUACUUAGAGAACUUCCAUGUUUGUGGGAUGAGAGAUCGGAAGAUUUCAAGAAUACAAAACUGAAGGACAAUGCUCGUCAAAAAAUCCUUUUAGUCUUGUCAAUCCCGGAUGCAAGGGACACUGCUGUAGCCCUCUCGCGUCAAAUCUCUCACUGGAAAAGUUAUUAUAGAAAGGAGCUCACAGAAGUGGAAAAGAAUCCGGGCUACAAGCCACGAUGGUCACUCUACAAUGAUCUGGAUCAGUUCUUACGACCGGUUUUCCUAGAGAGGGUCCGGGCAUCUCUUCAGGUGAGAGCAGACCGGAUGAAGGAGGCCAGCCCUUCCCCAGCAGGCCUAGCCCAAGAACAAGCAGCGUGUGAUGAAUGGACGACCUUGGGGAACCAUGUUGCUGCAACGCUGAAAUCUUUUGAUCGAAAGAGGGCAACAAACGCUGCGGACGAAAUCAGCGAUGUCCUGAACAAAUAUUCUCGUUACUGGAACCUUUGAAGGGAAUUUUCUACUUCGCCUUUGCAUUUUCCUACCGCCAUAGGGAGCAUUCAGAAACUAGCAAGAAAAUGUGAAUAAACUUUGUAAAAAAAGACUAAUACACGUUUCACUUUUAUCCUCUUGGGUUUUACAGUUUGUAAAUUGUCUUGAAUUACGUGCAUUAAUGCAAACUACAAUGUGAGAGCUGGUUUUUAAGAUUGUGCUCAGGUCAGAUUGCUUAAAACGAGAGUUUUCAAAUUUUAUUCCGUGCAGAUAUAGCCAACUGCAACGACAAUCUGCAGCUUCAGCUGUCUUUACUUUCUUUACUCGUGAGUGUGCCUAAAGAAAGGUACCAAAAGUCGCCACAGACCAUUUGGAGGUACAGGCUGAUAAUGACAACGACAACAAAAUCACUUUUUGGAACAAAAUGUGCUUCCAUUAAAAAAUAAAACACAGUUUCACCAUUUUUUAA
Aplysia californica (California sea hare) is the source of this 1073-nucleotide messenger RNA. RefSeq lists its product as uncharacterized. Bases 95 to 622 code for a protein of 175 amino acids. The record is from RefSeq and is a predicted model, not a curated record. The transcript has 3 exons. Lineage: Eukaryota; Metazoa; Mollusca; Gastropoda; Aplysiida; Aplysiidae.